This is a messenger RNA of Culicoides brevitarsis, 2156 nucleotides long. Its product is annotated as bifunctional 3'-5' exonuclease/ATP-dependent helicase WRN-like. Gene Ontology annotation, cellular component: nucleoplasm; chromosome; nucleus. Lineage: Eukaryota; Metazoa; Arthropoda; Insecta; Diptera; Ceratopogonidae. Gene Ontology annotation, molecular function: four-way junction helicase activity; ATP binding; 3'-5' DNA helicase activity. Gene Ontology annotation, biological process: telomere maintenance; double-strand break repair via homologous recombination; DNA replication. The record is from RefSeq and is a predicted model, not a curated record.
AGACUGUGAAAAAUUUCUUCCUUCAAAUUUUAAUUAAUUAUUUCAAUAAAUGAACGAAAUAAUUGGAGAUCCUGUUCCAGAAAUUGACUUAGAUGACUUUGAAGAUUAUUUGAAAGAAGUAACGAACGAUGGACCAUCUCAACUUCACUUGGAAAUUCUCAAAAAACACUUCAGUCACGAAAAUUUUCGCCCGAUGCAAUGGAAAGUUAUUUCCGCAAUCCUCAACCGUCAAGAUAAUUUCGCCGUGAUGGCAACUGGCUACGGAAAAUCUUUGUGUUUUCAGUAUCCGCCGGUUUUCAUGGAUGGCGUCGGGCUCGUUAUUUCUCCGUUGAUCAGUUUAAUGGAGGAUCAAGUUUUGUCCUUGAACGCUUCAAAUAUUCCCGCUUGUUAUCUCAAUUCAGCCCAAAAUGACAGACAAGUAUGGCAUGAUGUCUUCAAGAAAAAGUAUCGAUUGGUUUAUGUGACACCGGAAUUCAUCACCAGUCCAACCGGAGAAAGGCUUUUAACCGAAUUGCAUGACGAUUUGACCCUAAUUGCCAUCGACGAAGCUCAAUGUGUCAGUCAAUGGGGUCACGAUUUUCGUCCGUCGUAUCGCCAACUGAGCACAUUGCGUCAAAAAACUCGCGGCGUUCCGAUUGUCGCGGUAACGGCAACUGCCACAGACGCCGUUCGCGACGACAUUGUUCGAGUUUUGGGCUUGCAGAACCCCCUGAAGUCGUGUUCGGGCUUCGAUCGUGCCAAUUUGGCGUUUUACGUGCAUCUGAAAGGCGAGGGCGGACCCAUGAGCGACUUGAAACCGCUAAUUCGGCAAACGCCAACGGGCAGCAUCAUCAUUUAUUGUCUCACGCGGAAGGUGACGGAAGAUUUGGUCGAUCAGCUGCGCGGAAAUGGGAUCGUAUGUGAGGCAUAUCAUGCUGGAAUGACUUCGGAACAGCGAAAAAUCGUCCAUGAAAGGUUCAAAAACGAUAAAAUUCGAAUAAUUUGUGCGACAAUUGCUUUCGGGAUGGGAAUUGACAAGCCGGAUGUGCGAUUAGUGGUUCAUUAUGGGGCUUCGAUGGACAUCGAGAGCUAUUAUCAGGAAGUAGGACGAGCUGGAAGAGAUGGAAAACCCGCAAAAUGCGUCACUUUUUACAGCAGAGCGGAUUUUAUGAUUCACGGCGUCUUAAGGGAAGCUGGGCGAUUAUCUCCUGCUGUGAAAAAAAAUUUAGAAAAAUUAUCUGACAAAAUGUGGGACUAUUUAAACACCCGAAACUGUCGUCGAGAAUUUAUUUUAAAUUAUUUCGAAGGUUUGAGUCCAAAAACCUCGAUUAAAGCGAAUUGUUGUGAUAAUUGCAUCGAAAAAUUGAGUCCUUCGAGAAAUUCUGAUGACCUUGACGAACUCACCGAAGACGGAAAAUUCGAUUUUUCGGAAGAUGCUCGAAAAUUACUUGCAGCCAUUAAAUUAUUCAACGGCAAAAAAGGUUUAAACGCCUCCGUUUUGACUCUCAGAGGCAGUAAAGCGAAAGCCGUUCCCGCAUUUGCUCAAUUAAAACCAAUUUACGGAUCAGGAAAGGACAAACCCGAUGAAUGGUGGAAGUCACUGGCGAUUUUGCUCGAUCGUGAGGGAUUUUUAGAAAAGCAUCCCGUUGGAAGUCAUCCCAAAAGAGUGAAAAUGACCUUUCAUGGCGUUGGAGUGACAAAAAAGGCACAAAAUUGGAUGAAAUCGGGAGACGGGUUGAAAUUGACGCCCACGGCGGAGAUGUUGCCUUUGCUGGUGCAGAAGAAAAAUUUCUCAUGUUUAGCUUUUAAUUCAGAUUUGAGUAUUUUUGUACCUAAAAACGAAGAAAAGCAAGAUUUAAUGACAAUUUUAAUGGAAAAUAGACUGAAAAAUUUCAUUAUUGCACCAAUUUUGAUGGAUUUUAAUGGAAAAAUUAACAAUUUUAGAUCGUUUUAUGUCAGAAAGUUGCAUGAAACGAAGGUAGAUGAAACAAAAGUUAGUAAAUUAAGACCAGAAUCAGUUCUGAGGAAGUCACAUCGAGGACGAUGUACGAUUCUUUAGCUAAAUUUUAAGAUUUAAAAAAAACUUGAAGCUACCUCCGAGUUACGUGCAAUAAAAUUUUAGUGACAAUUGUUAAUUUUAGUUUUUUAGUGAAAAAAUAGUAAUAAAUUGUUAAUUA